CUGAUUGCUCUACCAAAACACUCUUUUCAUCCGCGGUCAAUGCAUAUACUACAAGAUUUUUGGGUUUCUCGGUUUACGUAUCCAACACAACCACCAAAGAAGAUGGAAUACUUUGUUUUAUGGACAGCAUCUUCACAGUAGAAACAUUACCAAAUCCGAUGACCAUCAAAUGCCUAGACUGCGAAAGUGGAAGAUACGUUAUAUAUUACAACAAUCGAACGCACCCUCCAUUUCCAGAAGGAUAUUCUGAACAUGCUUUUAACGAACUUUGUGAAGUUGAAGUCUACUCCUGUCGUUAUGGAUUUUUUGGACAAUAUUGCACUAAAAAGUGUAAUUCAAAAUGUAAUGGUUGUAACGAUGUCAAUGGUUUAUGUGAUUCUGGAUGUCAUCCUGGUUGGAAAGGAGACUACUGCGAUGAAGUGUGUAACAUUGGAUUUUAUGGUGCAGGAUGCAAUGGAGAUUGUGGUAACUGUCUUGACAUUAAUCAGUGCUAUCAUAUUGAUGGAUCUUGCUUAACAGGGUGUAAAGCUGGAUAUCUAGGAGACACCUGUAAAACACCAUGUGACAAAGGCUCGUUUGGACCUAGAUGUGUUGAAAAAUGUGAACGUUGUCGUGACUUUCAGCAGUGUUUCCUUAUAGACGGUGCGUGCUUGACGGGAUGUGAUCCUGGUUUUGAAGGCGAUCUGUGCAAGACAUCAUGUUCGCACGGUUUUUUCGGACUCAAUUGUUCUGAGACAUGUAUAGAAACAUGUGAUGGAUGUAACAAUGUCAACGGUGUAUGCGACUAUGGAUGUAUAUCUGGUUGGAAGGGACGUAUCUGCAAUGAACGUAAUGGCGAAGACGGCAUGAGACGCACCAGCCAAUCAACUCAACUGCGUUACAAGAUGAGGGCGACCGUUUGCCAGUAUCAAACAACAACGUUCCAUGUAACGAAUAUGAAGAAUUAGGGGAACUAGCUGUUGAAAUGUACGACACCGUUGAGUAAAUUCAUAAAUACUGAAUCAUUGAGGUGUUACAAGAACGCGUUAAAAUAAAAGAAACAUGUAUUUUGACGUCGACUGCGCAAAUGAAGGCCACAGAACUGUUGCUAUAUCAAUGAUCCAUACUGUAUUAACAAUGUUUACAUGUUAUUAACAAUGUUUACAUGUUUACUCACCUAUUUUGUUCAGUU
Molecule: messenger RNA, 1171 nt
Organism: Magallana angulata
Lineage: Eukaryota; Metazoa; Mollusca; Bivalvia; Ostreida; Ostreidae
Product: scavenger receptor class F member 2-like
Exons: 6
Coding region: 120-947 (275 amino acids)
Molecular function (GO): scavenger receptor activity
Source: RefSeq, a predicted model, not a curated record